GGUAAACGCGUAAACUAUGCUGCUCGUUCCGUUAUAUCACCUGAUCCAUAUAUUGAUACGGAUGAAAUAGGAGUACCCAUUAGGUUUGCUAAACAGUUGACGUAUCCAGAACCGGUGACAUCUUACAAUGUUAAAGCGUUGAGUCAGGCUGUGUCAAAUGGUCCAGAUGUAUGGCCAGGUGCUACAUUUGUUCAAAAUGAGAAUGGUUCUUUGAUAAAUUUAGCAAGUUUAUCAUUAGAAUCUCGCAUGUCGCUUGGACAACAAUUACUUAGAGAACAACAAGACAAAUCAUCUUUUACUCAGUAUUUUGUUAAGACACCGUACAUAAAUAAAAAGAUAUAUCGUCAUCUUCAAGAUGGUGAUAUGUUGUUAAUAAAUCGUCAACCUACUCUUCACAAACCAUCUAUAAUGGCACAUCGUGCUCGUGUGUUGAAAGGAGAAAUGACAAUUCGUAUGCACUAUGCUAAUUGUAAGGCGUACAACGCAGAUUUUGAUGGAGAUGAAAUGAAUAUGCAUUUUCCUCAAAAUGAAAUUGCGCGUGCUGAAGCCUCAUUAAUAGGCAAUACAAAUCGACAAUAUCUUGGUCCGACUUCGGGAUCUCCUUUGAGAGGCUUGAUUCAAGAUCAUGUAGUGGCUGGUGUGUGGAUGACUUGUAAGGAUACGUUCUUUACGAAAGCUGAUUAUCACCAGAUCGUAUUUUCUGCACUAAGAUUAGAUUCUUCUGAUUUGAGACGAAUUUUGACCGUACCGCCUGCUAUACAAAAACCGAAAGCAUUGUGGACUGGAAAACAAAUAGUACGUUCAGAUUUUCGUAUCUUAAUAUAUGC
Dentiscutata heterogama is the source of this 827-nucleotide messenger RNA. Lineage: Eukaryota; Fungi; Glomeromycota; Glomeromycetes; Diversisporales; Gigasporaceae. The record is from the annotation of a GenBank genome assembly.